CCUAGUCCCGCAGCACCUGCAGCCCCCGCGCCUGCUGCAGCCGCCGCUGCUCCUGAAGGCAGAGUAUACGCCAGUCCCAUGGCCCGCAGAUUGGCUGAACUCAGAAACCUACGACUUGGAGGCCAGGGGUCUGGAUUGUACGGGUCGCUAAAGAGUGGUGACCUCGCAGGCGCCGCGCCACUCGCCGCAGCCGGCGCCGUGGCUGCCCCGGCUUUUGCCUCCGCCCCCGCCCCCGCCCCGGGCGCCGCCUUCCUCGACAUCCCUCUGUCGGGCAUGAGGGAGACCAUAGCCAAGAGACUGUCCGCCGCUAAACAAACUAUACCUCAUUACCAGCUUAGUGCUACAGUUAACAUUGAAAAGACGCUGAAAAUGAGAAAGGACAUCAAUGAACGAUUGGCGAAGGAAGAACCAGGGCUUAAGAUUUCAGUGAAUGACUUUAUCGUGAAGGCCGUAGCGUCCGCCUGCAAGCGCGUUCCCACCGCUAACUCACAUUGGAUGGAAUCUUUCAUUAGACAGUAA
This is a messenger RNA of Papilio xuthus (Asian swallowtail), 519 nucleotides long. RefSeq names its product dihydrolipoyllysine-residue acetyltransferase component of pyruvate dehydrogenase complex, mitochondrial-like. Gene Ontology annotation, biological process: pyruvate decarboxylation to acetyl-CoA. Gene Ontology annotation, molecular function: dihydrolipoyllysine-residue acetyltransferase activity. The annotation marks the transcript as partial. The transcript is spliced from 3 exons. Gene Ontology annotation, cellular component: pyruvate dehydrogenase complex. The record is from RefSeq and is a predicted model, not a curated record. NCBI's taxonomy places the organism in Eukaryota, Metazoa, Arthropoda, Insecta, Lepidoptera, Papilionidae.